AUAAAGUAAACAGAACCGUUGACCCGAUCCAUGCAACAACAUCAAAAAGUAAAAUCUCAACAAGAUCUACAAGACUGGAAAAUUAAAAAAAUACGUCUUGGUUGCAAAAUUCUAUUACUUGGUUUAAUUAAGGAAACUUUUAGUAUGUUCGGGGUAGAAAAUUUCAAAAGGUUUAAUUAAAGAGAAUUAUUAGCUAGCAAUUUUUGAAUUAUCUUAAAAUAGAGGUAUUUUUCGAGUUUAGUUAGCAUGAUUCAUUGUUUUUUCAAUGAAAAUUCGAAAUCCCUUAUCUAAUGGGAAUGUGACUGACAAUUGUGUGUAUCUUUUGCAUGGGUAAAGUGAUUGGUAAAUGUGAAAUGAUAUGUAGUACUCUCAGCAGCAGGUUGAUUCAAUUGCGUGAUGUUGGGGUGGUAUUAACAACGUCUCUGUGGAUUAGGCUAGAUUGUCUCCAUAUAAUCUAGAAAAAAUAAUUACGCUCUGAUUUCCAAAUUGUGCGUUAUUAAUUCACGUCACUUUUCUGAUGGACGACACAUCCGCUAACCUGCACCAUUCUCCGAACGAUUCGAGUAAUCACAGAAAUGCCUGUCAUCCAGCAGGUUCUCAGCUAUCAAACCCAUUUCAGGGUAUGAAUGAACUGAUCGCUAAUUUGGAUCAUGAGCUUUGGGACGUACGACUUCGAGCAUUGAAAUGCAUCAUUGGGAAGGUUGAAUGUUCUAUUGUCACGACGGACUAUCUGAGUCGACGGAUUGACCUUUUACAUCGAUUAUCAGAUUGGCUGCGAGCAACUAGCGAGGCCACUGAGGAUAAAUCGCCCAGUUCUGAUUCAAGAGGAAGACGUUGUUGGUCGGUAAACACAGCAGUUGCUGUGGAAGGAAUUUCGUAUGUUUUGAAGCUGUUGUUCUACCUUGUUGAGUACGAAAAUGUUCGACAAUUCGUUUUGGAAGAAAAGUUGGAUAGUGUUUUAGCAAAAUUAAAACCACGCUUGGAUGGGGAAAACAUACGCCUUGUGGAUACACUUUUCAGUCGAAUUAACACAUCCAGUUUUGAAUUCUUAUUGGAGGGUUCACCUGAAAUUUGGGGUGAUAAUACCUCGAACCGGUCAUUGAAAAAGAAUACAUCAACCGAGAAAUCCUACUCGUACGAAGAUAAGUUUGAUGAUAAUCGUAUUGGAGGUGGGGUCGGGGACAUUAUUUUAAUUCGAAGAUUAGACCACAAGAGCUUGGAUAAAAAUAUGUCUGAUCAUUCUGCUGCUGGAGAUAGUUAUUUUCCUAAUCAAUCCUUACAAAGUAUUCUCAACAACAAGAGUUUGGCAUCCGGAUUUCAUUUUACAAUCUCUUCAGUUUAUCUUGCUGGAACUGAUAGACGAGUGUUAGCGUCUACGGUGGAAUCUUUACUCUCAAAAAAUGAGCCGCUUAUUUUGUCAACCGCUAGUUUUUUCCGUGAUGUCCUUUUACAAGAUUAUCCACCAGAAGUUUUCAUUCAAGAGUCUGCAUUAUGUAUGGCAUUACUGGAAGUGGCUGAAUCUCCUUGGAAUGAUCCUAGAAUCGCAACAGCUGCCUCUCAAGGAUUACUGCAGUUAUCACAUUCUUUACGAGUUCGAGUAAUGCAAUUAAAUGCAAGUGAAUUUUACGAGACAAAACGCCAGGCCUUUAUCCCCAAUCAAUAUGGUGGUGCCUCAUCAGCAUAUACUUCUCAACAUCGAAUUUCUGCUCAACCCAUCAGUGAUUCAUUUGUGGGAACUUGUUGUCAACUUUUGAAGGGACUAUCUAGGACUUUGUUAUUUCAUGCCAAUGAAUUUCACCUUUGGAUGUUACUGGACAGUUUUGCAUUAACAGUAUGUAAAUACGCGUAUACGUUCCCCAUCGAUUACAAAAUGCUCUCACUGGGUUUACAAGAAGUUCUCCUAGACUUGGCUUAUUGUUACGAAAAACAUGGACAAGACAUCAAUAGCACAGUGUUGGCAAUGUGCUUUGCAUCCAUUAUGAAAACUAUUCAAGUCAACGAUGAGGUUUUUAUAUUGGCGUAUGAUAUUCGACAAUGUGUCAGAAAGCUGAGCCGAUGUCCUCUACUUUCAAACGGAUGGCCAGAAGUUCAUAAGUAUUUUGUCCAAUACUCGUCCCCAUUGGUGGACAGUCUUUCGUCUGAUCCAGAUGUACCAAAUACAAGAGGAUUUGAAGAUUCUUUCCAACUUGAACCAAAUCAAAAACAAUUCUACUUUCAACCCCAAGAAGCAAUUUCAAAAUUACUUAUUGCUAUUCAAAAUGCCACCGGACAUCAAACCGUCAUCCUAGCAAUUGACAAUCUAUGGGGAUAUAUUCUUCCAUUGGCUGUUAACCAAAGAUGGAAAAACGGUGCGAUGGAUUACAUUUGCCAAGAAGUUCCCUUUCGAGACUCGUUUUAUCGUUUUCUAUGUGUGGAACCAACAUGUGUUGAAGACGAGGAUCUCCUUAUUAGAGUCAUUAAUUUAAUUGCAUACCUAUUUGCAAAUUUAAGUACUGGAAGAGAAAAGUUGGAAGAAUGGAUUGUUCCACUGUGCAUGGAAAAUGGGAGUGCAUUUCAGAAGCUAUUGAGGACUUAUUGUUUGAAAAGUGAUAUCACCGAUGUUUUUGCUGGAACCGUGUUACCAGAUACUUUAAGGUCUCUUUUUGAUUUUCUGUUUGUGAUUUUAAAAAAGACGGAGCCGAAUCCCUCAUAUGCGGAAUAUAAAUGGAAUAUAUUUCACACGCUAUGUCUAAUCCUUCAUAAACUUGGAGACCUGGGAUUUUCGUUUUCCGUUGUACUUCAGCCGAUUUUGAGAGGAAUCGCAUCAUUGUCUUGUGUAAAUGACGUAACAGCUCAACUUGCUCAAAAUCCCAAAUUUUGCGUUGCUUUGAUUCUACGACUUACUGAGUUCAUAAUUUUCCUGCAAGAACAAAGUAGCGGCUUAUCGAGUGAAAGUUUCCGGAACCAAGGAGCUCUUUAUUACUCCAGUCUGUCACUUUAUCAUGUUUUGCUAAUCAGCUUUGAGAUUGAAGCUCCUCCAAACUCUGAUUGGAUUGGUCCUUGUUGUGCUGUGAUUCCAUGUUUAUGGGAUAGCCGGACUUCUAAAGUUAGAACUUUGGGAUAUCAGAUAUCUGAGGUGAUCAGUAGGCGGAUUCAAGGAAUAGUUGCUUUGAUGACUGUAUCGGAAUCUCCGGAUAGAAUUUGGACAAGUUGCUACAAUGCGUUGAUUAAUUUCGAAGAACCAGCCAUUGUCAAGCUCCAUGCAGCACAUACCCUGUAUAACCUACUCCUCCUCUGGGACGAUAUUGAAAGAUCGACAGAAAUUGGAAAGUCGUUACAGCUACCAACAACCUGGUCAGUAUUGGACGAAUUUACGAAAUUGCUGUCUCAUGUGUACUGGUUGCCAACCCUUUCGGAAGUGUUUGGCAACAAGGCCGUGGAAGACAGUACAAUGACGGACGAAGGUAUAUACAAGGACAACUCCAACCCUCAACUGAUUACACCCAAAGUCCUGACAGUGCUGUGCAAAAUUGUAAUCAAGAUGAAGACUUCAUUACUUCCUCCGUUUCAUCCGGAACCGUUUUCAGGAAUAAUUUGCUCCAGUGGUUUGUGUGCCAUGUUGUUUCGUCUCGUAGGUACGAAUUCAAUGUCACAGAUUCUUGAAGCAUCAUGGUGGAUUGACUCAUGCUCGGCUCUUUCAUCUGUGCUGGAGUCCCUAAUAUCUCUCUGCGAAAUUGACCGUGGAAUUUCAUUGAUCUUGAUUGGCGAUAAACACAGUAUGAUUUCCUUAAUUCAAUUGUUAGCCCUUCAACCUCCAUCAGGAUGUAAACUUAAUCUUGCCGACGAGACACUUUCUACUCUCUGGGUCAAUGUAUUUACACUCUUGACCAUAUUGUGCACCGAUUCUGGAAACAAUUUUGAGGACUUUGAAAGAUGUAUUUCGAACCAAAGAAAUAUUAUUUUUGUUAGAUUAACCGAGUGGCUAAAGUCUGACGCAUUGGCAGUAUGCCGAAAAAUGGCAUUGACAUUUUUACAUGAGAUCCUUAGCAAACUUCAAUUCAAGCAAGAAGAAAAGGAGGCGGAUAAUUUUCAAGCCGGUGGUCAUCCAAUUUUAUGUCGUGUGUGGAAUGAAAAAAACAUGACAUAUGGAAGUUCACUUGUGGAUCGCCUUGUAUCAAUUUAUGAAGAAUCCAGCACCCAUGAAGAAAAAUUGAUCAUUCUACGGACAUUUAAUGCCCUGAUAAAUAUCUCUGAGUCAGCCAAAAUCACUGCAACUCAACGCGGCGUAGUCAACAUACUUAUAUUAAAGUUAAAAUAUUUUGCACAUAAAUAUCACAAUGUCUCGGAAACUUUUCAUCAAAUGAAGAAAUUUCAGGGAAAUUAUCAGUGGCUAGAUGAAACAGCGACAAUUUUGUCAGUAAUAUCUUCACUCGUAUACAAAAAUCCAGAUGGAAAAAAAUCUGCAUUGUCAAAUGAAGUGGUUGAUACGUUCCAUAAGAUCUUUAAGUGGUGGAAGGCAUACCCUGAUAGAACGUUGUUACAUGGAUUUGUAGAAACAUUAUUGAAUUUUACAGAAGAAUUUCCACCAGGAUGCCAAGCUUUAACAUUUACGACCAACGUCUUGGGGGUUGGCCCUAGGAAGGCUCCAUCUGGUCAAUCCAUUUUAUCCGAAAUUUUUGAAAUUUUACAAGCGGAAUUGAAUUUAGCAGAAUCAUGCAAUCUUAAAACUGUUGAACUUUUGUUUGAGUUCCUUAAAAAUGCAAGUUUCGUAAUGGAAUGUCGAACCAUGUUGACUAAGAGCACCAUAAUUUUAUUUUUAAUUAACCUGCAUACCAGCGAAAUUAAAAAAUGGAGUCCGAAACAGCAUCGAGUAAAACUAUUGUACUUGGAAUUUCUUUUACAUUUAUCAAUUCAUCCAGAUAUGCAAACGGCUAUUGCGAAGGUACCUGAAGCAAUCGACAUAUUUGUGCUUCUUGUUGAUCAAGGAGACGACAUGACGUCCGUACUUGCGUUGCAAGUACUACGAAAUUUGAGCUUCCAGGCCAUGAAUAGAACUCGACUACUGUGUGAAGAUGCUGUUAUGCCAUGUUUGUCUUCAAAACUAAGUGAGAGUGACCAUCCAAAAGAAAUGGAAUGUGCAGCAGUUGCAGUGUGGGCUUUGAUAGCAAAUUCAGAAAAGGGCAAAUUAUCAGCUAAGAAAUCUUUAUGUCCAAUAGCUGUUCAGAAAACUAUUACGCGACUUAGAAAACUCGAGCAAUCUUCGAAUGAUCUUCUUACCAAGAAACAAGAUCUUUCCAAUCUUAUCAAUAUUUUAACGAACAUAUCUAACCUAUUGGGAUCUUCACCUUCCACGUAAAAAACUUGCUAAUUAUUCAUCAUGUCAACAAAUUUAUUUUUAUAUGUUUUAUAUUUGAAUUUGUACAUAAUUUGUACCACCAACCAUAAAUUAAAUAAAGUAAUGAAAACAUGCAAUAA
Molecule: messenger RNA, 5454 nt
Organism: Folsomia candida
Lineage: Eukaryota; Metazoa; Arthropoda; Collembola; Entomobryomorpha; Isotomidae
Exons: 18
Coding region: 518-5335 (1605 amino acids)
Biological process (GO): centriole-centriole cohesion; centriole replication; ciliary basal body organization
Cellular component (GO): centriole; centrosome; ciliary basal body
Source: RefSeq, a predicted model, not a curated record